Messenger RNA from Prunus armeniaca (apricot), 885 nucleotides. NCBI's taxonomy places the organism in Eukaryota, Viridiplantae, Streptophyta, Magnoliopsida, Rosales, Rosaceae. The record is from the annotation of a GenBank genome assembly.
AUGAGGUUGAAGAGAGUGAGAGAGUUAACCAGCAAGCUCCUUGGAAACAUUCGCGAUAAAGACGCAGGAUUGCUUAGAGCACAUGAGGAGGAUUGCAAGCAUGAUGAAGACAUGCAAUCCUUUGACACCAACCUCAAAGCACGUACGACAGAAGUGAUCAGCAGCCUUGCGAGUAGCGGAGCUAUUUCAACGGAAUACUUGAAAGAUGUCGUAAAUUAUGUGAGGGUGUGGAACCAGACGACUGUGGACUCUAUCUUGCAAUUGGAAAAGGAUAUCAGAGGCGAGGGCAAGAAAAGGGUCAAGGGCAAGCAGAGUAAGAAAAGCAAGAAGAAAAACAGCAGAUUUCAGAGCGUUGUGGACGAGUACGUAGACAAUAGCAGGGGGAUGCUGGAUUUAUUAUCGGAAUUGAACAAGUUUGUAAACUCAGCUUGCAACAGCCAUUCGUCUAUUGAAACUGUUGUUCAAGAAUACUUUAACAAACAGGAAAACCCGGACGACAGUGGUACUAGUUCAACUACUCAUGACCACUACAAGAGGAUAUCUGAGAAACUGAAGAAUAUCAAGGCCGCUGCCCAUAACAGUUAUGCUGAAAGCUUGCUCCAGAAGGUUCAACCUUUGAUCACGAUGCAUCAACAAUUGCUUGAGAAUUUGACAGUCCAGAAAGAGAAGCUUGUCAAGAAACAGCAGACUGCUCGUGCUUGGAGGAAGGCCACGAAUAUGUUAUUCAUAAGUUCUGUGGCUGCGAUGUUACUCUGGUCUGUGGCAGCAGCAGUUUUAGCUUCUCCAAAGACUGUAGCAAUAGCAGCAGCUAUUGCUGCUAGUACUGGGGCGUUAACGGAAGGACAACAUUGGAUUGUCUCUCGGUUAAAAAAAUGGGGAAAAUGA